AAUUAAUGUAGUUGAGUGCUGUCCAAUGUUGAUGUUUGUUUGAACAAGUGCGUUAUUGUUGAAAAAUGUAUAAAUAAUGGAUAAAUAUGGAUGUUUUUGUGUAUAUUAUAUACCGAAUUGGUCGGUUAAAGACCAGAAAAAUGCUGCCUCUCGUUUUGGUAUCGCUCCUCGUGUCCGGCGCACUCGCCGCCGCCGUGCCUGUAACGCUGACACAAUACAGCAUCAAUGAAAUCCCUCCACUUAAUGAAAACGGCCGAUUCAUCUCCAGUGCCCUGACAAGAAACGCCUUGGACAACGUAGAUGGCGGUGACUCCAACGUGUACACCUUAACGCUGCUGGAGGGCGUGCACGACUUGGCCAACCAGCAAGACCGGAACAGCCAGAGCCUGGCCAUCGCACAAACCAUCGCUAUCCUCGGGGAACUCGCUACUGGCGUGCCAGGGCAAUCCUGUGAAGCCGCUGCUGUCAUCAAUGCAUUCGCUGGAUCCGUUCGCACCGGCAACAAGUCCGGACUGCGUCCAGCCGUCAUGAACUACCUGGCCCGCCUCGCCAACAACAUCGACCUCAUCGUCGGCCUCGUCAACAACCCCGACUCACUUCGGUCCGCCGUCGGACCAAGGGGCAACUGCGCCGGAGGCGGCAGAAGAUACGAAUUCGAAGCAGUUUGGGAUGCCGUCCUCAAUAGUGCCAACAUAAAUACCGUGGGACUCCUGAACGAACAGUACUGCUCUUCCAAGCGGCUGUAUAGUGCGUUCAACAUCCGCACCAACAAUGUUGGUGCUGCUGCGACCGCUGCUGCUGUGCCGCAGGUCACCCGGGCCGUCGGCCAAGCCCUUAACGCCGUCGUUCCGUUCCUGAAAGUAGUUGCCAAUGGUGGCAAUCCCGCUGGUCUUGCCGCCGGCGCCAAGCAAGCUCUGCUCCGCGCCGGAAGCAGUGUCCCUUUGUAAACCUACGCGUAAACAUCCACCAUUCACCAUGUAAUAAUACCAUCAUAUAAUAUACUUUCGGACACAUCUAUCGGCCUACUAAGUGUUAUAAGCUUCAACAGUCUAUAGCAAAAAUAUAUGUUCGGUUAAACAAUAGUAACACACACUUUACCCGUGCAUGUGUUCCCUCCUUCCUACAAUCUGGGGUCCUUUAUGAGAGGCGUGAAGAAGCAUUUUGCAGGCCGGCAAGGUGAGGAUGGUUGAUGUAGCAGUUUAUAACUGCUGUACGAGCUAUCUUCGCGUUUGGACUUUAUCACCACUUAACAUCAGGUGGGGUAGAUUCAUUUGCCUACCUGACUACAUAAAAAAACUUAUUUUUUUAUAACACAAAAAGGAUGGGUAGUAAAGUAAAUCAGCUUCAAACUGCGUAAAAACUUUUUGCUAACAUUUAUUUUAAGCUUGGGAUCGUCGAAACAUAACAUGCUACGUGGGCCGUUAAAUGAGUAAGGAAAUGUAUAAGAACACAAUUCCCCUUAUUAAUAAUCGUAGUAUAAGCUUGGAUUAGUUACUCCAUGUUUUGUCUCUGUUUAUCGAAUGACUAAAGGCAUUUGAGUGAUAUGAACAAAAUAAGCCGAAACUAGUCUAAGCUUAAUCCUCGUUUAUUAUUAAGGGGGUAUAAGUAUCCCAUACAAGGAUCUCUCCAACAAAUCUUACCAAUAACCCUAGAUUUACAUAUAUAAAUAUCUAUUCAUUUAUUUUCCAAACUAUAUAAAUACAAACGUUUCUCGUGAAAUAGAUGAUAAAUUAUAAUAUUAUUAUUGUUAUUUAAAUAUACGUUUUUAUAUAAAACCCCAACGACCAGGCUUUUCAUUUUGAACUAUGAUUGAUUUUAUAAUUGAAUUUAUAAAUAAAGAUGUAUCCAACCUUAAAGAGUAAUUAAA
Chilo suppressalis (striped riceborer) is the source of this 1867-nucleotide messenger RNA. The record is from the annotation of a GenBank genome assembly. Lineage: Eukaryota; Metazoa; Arthropoda; Insecta; Lepidoptera; Crambidae.